UUUUUGGUGGAAGGACAUUGGAGGCUUCGAACCUGCGACCUUGGGUGAUAAGCUACGAAGCAAAACGAAUAGUUGCUCUGUCGGUUGUGGUUUUAUAUUCAAUUUUUGAAACGCACACGGUGAAGUGACAGACGUCGUAUUUGUUUCGCGAUCAUUUGACAAACACAAACCACCUCGUAUCGUAAUUCGUAUGUAUGCGCGUCUCUUUUGCUCUGGUAAAUACAGUGGUACCAUUAUUGUAAGAGUUGAAGAAGCAGACAGAAAUCGCUUGUGGAGUACGAGUAUCUAUCAUCGACCAUGAAAGAAGAUUACGAGAUUGAAGAAAAGAAGCAAGCUGCUGCUGAUGUUUUGUUUCAAUAUUCAAAAUUUGUGAUGGCAUGUAUUGGAAACCAAGUUCGACCUUGCGACUUGAGGUUGCAUUUAAUGAAGGAGAUAUCUGGGUUGCCAACUUCUUUAAAGAGGGAACCAUCACAAACAGCUGCUUCUCUUGAUGCAAUGGGCGAAUCUUCAAGCUGUGGCACGGCCAGACUUGAUAAAGCAGACAGUUUUAGAGCAUUGUAAUUAAUUGCAGCAUUCUUCAUGGUGUUCUGUUAUGCUUGGUGAUCCCCAGAUCACGAUGGUUUAAUUAUUCUUCUUCGCCCUUCUCCCUGUUUUAAAAAAAUUUGUAUGGCAUUCUUUACAAUUGAUUUCUGUAAUAUUUUAUGCUAAAUCAUGUAUUCCUAAUAUUUAAGAUGUUGUAAAUCCUAAGUUCUUAUUUCCAAAUUCUGAUGCAUAAUAGAAUUUGUCUCAUACUUUUUCUGCA
This is a messenger RNA of Cornus florida, 802 nucleotides long. RefSeq lists its product as uncharacterized. Lineage: Eukaryota; Viridiplantae; Streptophyta; Magnoliopsida; Cornales; Cornaceae. The transcript has 3 exons. The record is from RefSeq and is a predicted model, not a curated record. The coding region runs from base 298 to 561 and encodes 87 amino acids.